AGAAAUUGGUUUGAGCUUGUUGAGAGCCUAGUUACGAGGGGGAAACCAUAACCAUGGCCAGCAAAGGCAUGGAGGCAAGCGACAUUCUAAAGGUUCCAGAGGAAGAACAAGGUCGACAAGAGACGCGUGGGGACGUGAGAAGGAAGAGAAGGUUGAGGGCGGUGUCACCAGCGUCAAAGGACGUCAUGAUAGCCUUUGAGGGAAGGCUAGCCAAGAUGGAGUUAGCCAUGGGGGACGUCCACGAGCAGCUUAACACUCUUGACUUCGAGGAGGAGGAGUGGUGCGACGAUGUCGAAAGACUCCGAGGUAAGCUUCAAGGUGCCUUCAACUCUUUUAUUGCUAACAUGAGUAGGGCUGUAAAAGAGCUUCAAGGGUCCCUUGCAAGUAGUGGUGGGGCUAGUGUGGAGUCCAGUCCCGCGAUGGAGGUCAGUCACACGGCGAAGUCCAAGCCUGGGGGGGCAAAGGACAUGGCGCAAAUCUCACACAACUUGCAGCGGAGGCAAGGGAGCAAUGCCUCCAAGCUAAAAGAGUCCAGCCACACGAUAGAACCCAAGCCUGAGGAGGCCAGAGACGUGGCACAGGACAUGGGCGACUCAUGGCGGCAGCAGGGGCUUUGGUGGGGGAAAGUGUCACGGUACGUGAGUUUGAGGGCCGAAGUCAAGGGCAUCAUGGCAUGGAGCUCCAACCACGGGCACACAGGGGGAGUGUGCAACGUCCAGGGGGCAUGCCAUGCAGCGCCGCAGAGUGCGCAAGGUGGAACGCUCAAGAGGCAGCGGGCCUUGCCAGUGGAGGCUUCAAUGCCAAGGCCAUUGCAUGAGGCUGUGGGCAGGACACGUGGGAGUGUGCCGGAGCAGUCGGGGGCAACAUGUGUGUGCACGCGAGAGUGUCCUAGCUUGAGACACGGGUGCACACACGGGCAACCUAGGUCAAGAUGCUCGCACGGGGGGGUGCAAUCAAGCUCGAGGCAUUGGCGCACAUUGGAGCGGCCAAGAGCGUCCACAAAGCGUGCAAUGCCAGCGGUAGAAGAAGUGUCGACACGCAAGAAAUACACAGGGAUAUGGUGUCGACACGUUUGCGGCAGACUAGAACGGUCUAGAACUCUUUAGAAGCUGUUGGGCGCACAGGAAUAGUUCCAGACAAGGGUCUGGAAAGGCUUAAUGGGCCAAGCCCGACCUGGGAAACUCCUGGGGCUUUGUACAAAAUUCUAGAAUGGGUUGUUCUAGAAUAAUGUAGGACUAAGCUA
Molecule: messenger RNA, 1243 nt
Organism: Rubroshorea leprosula
Lineage: Eukaryota; Viridiplantae; Streptophyta; Magnoliopsida; Malvales; Dipterocarpaceae
Source: the annotation of a GenBank genome assembly